Molecule: messenger RNA, 573 nt
Organism: Truncatella angustata
Lineage: Eukaryota; Fungi; Ascomycota; Sordariomycetes; Amphisphaeriales; Sporocadaceae
Exons: 2
Coding region: 1-573 (190 amino acids)
Source: RefSeq, a predicted model, not a curated record
AUGAUACCAUAUCCUUGUGCAAUGCGGGCCAUGAAUUUGUUUGCGCUACUUGCUUCGCCUGUGCUUGCCGGCACCUUGGGUCCUCUGUCCAUAGACCAAAGCGAUAUCUAUAAAGGUCAGCGCCAGUGUGUCUUCAGUUGCUACGAAUACUCUUCUAUCGACAUAGUUGGCGGUCCAAUCGCCGAAGAGCUCUCCUGUGCAUAUCGCCCGGUGCAAAACGACUGCUUCUGUCGACCAGACCUGCAGCGCGAAGCUGUCAGUUACAUUUCGAGCUGCGUGGGCAGGUAUUGCAGUAGCAAUCCGCUCGAUAUCUCGACUGCGACGAAUAUCUACAAAGACUACUGUACGAGCAAUGGGUAUCUUCAGGCACAGGCGACCACUGAGGCGUCGAUUACAGGUGCGUUGACAGUUACUGUUACAGAGGCGGUGGCGACCCGGACGGUGACUGUCUUGAGUAAUGCUCGUGGUGGCCCUUCGUCUGCUUGCAGCCUUAGCUGGAGCCUCCUCGUUAUACUGGUCACAAUCACCGUGGGGGUCACGGGUGGUGUUGCUAGUAUCACUGGAUUCCGUUAA